CCAUUGUUGCAGUGCAGCUAAAACUAUCGCGUUUCGACGACCCGCAAGCAGUUGGGAGGGAAUUUGCGUGGUGUUUUUUGCAAGGUUUCUGGAUAGAUUCUUCAUCAAUCCAUCCGUCUGCGUUGCGUAUCGUGCGGCUCGACAAAAAGGAAUCAGUAAAGGCACGGAAUCAGAGCCUGUAUCGUAACGCCCCGUUUGGAAGAGAGGAACGAUGUACACCGCGCAAAGCUGAAGUGGGAAAGUGGAAAACAAAAAAGCAAUAAAAAAGAACCUGGCACCAUUAAGCGUUGGGCUAAGAAUGGCGAUUGAUGGUCGGCACUAGGAAGCAAUGUACUGUAAUCAUUUAUUAGGAACAUCAUUCGAAACGAAACAAAUCUAUGACCCUCGAUGUAUCCAGCCCGAUCCGACUGAGUGUGACAUUGAACGUGGAAAAGCCAAAAAGGUCACAAUUGCAGGCGGUUACCAUUGAAUUUCCUCCGGGGGACAGGGCCACCAAAUUAAUUGCACAACGAACCGGUUUGUAAAAAAAAAACGACGAACCGAACGAAAUUAUCCUGCCCGUAAGCAUUUCCGGAGAACGGUCCGGCACGGUGGUUAGCACAGAGGUUUUUUUUCGUGAAACCCGUACCAAAACGCACACGCACCCAAAGCAAGGCAUUUUAAAGGAUUGAGGGACGCAACAGCUGCUUCAAGCUGAGGCACGUAUAAAGGCAAUGCCAUCGGCGGUUAGUGGCGGCGGAGGAGGUCACGGCGGCGGUGGUGGUGGAGGUGGCGGUGGCGGUGGCGGCAAUAUGAAUCCGCAGACGAACGAGGAGUGCGGCAUACGGGACGUGUGGCGCCACAACCUGGACGAGGAGUUCCGCACCAUACGGCUGAUCGUGCAGAAGUACCAUUACGUCGCGAUGGACACGGAGUUCCCGGGUGUGGUCGCCCGGCCCGUCGGUGAGUUCCGGUCGUCGGCCGACUACCAGUACCAGAGCCUGCGGUGCAACGUGGACCUGCUGCGCAUCAUCCAGCUCGGGCUGACGUUCAUGGACGACGACGGGCGCACGCCGGCCGGUUUCUCCACCUGGCAGUUUAACUUCAAGUUCAACCUGAGCGAGGACAUGUACGCGCAGGACUCGAUCGACCUGCUGCUCAACUCGGGCAUCCAGUUCAAGAAGCACGAGGAGGACGGCAUCGACCCGCAGGACUUUGCCGAGCUGCUGAUGACGUCCGGCAUCGUGCUGAUGGACAACAUCAAGUGGCUCAGCUUCCACUCCGGCUACGACUUUGCCUACCUGCUGAAGCUGCUCACCGAUCAGAACCUGCCGGCCGAGGAGGGCGACUUUUUCGAGCUGCUGCGGAUCUACUUCCCGACCAUCUACGACGUCAAGUAUCUGAUGAAGUCGUGCAAAAAUCUCAAGGGCGGCCUGCAGGAGGUGGCCGACCAGCUGGAGCUGCGGCGGGUCGGCCCCCAGCACCAGGCCGGCUCGGACUCGCUGCUCACCGGGAUGGCGUUCUUCAAGAUGCGAGAGAUGUUCUUUGAGGACAAUAUUGACAAUGCCAAGUACUGUGGGCAUCUGUACGGGCUCGGCACAUCCUUCGUCGCGAACGGCAACAAUUCGGCACCGGGCGGUGGUGGAAGCGGCGGCGGUGGUGGUGCCGGCAGCGGCGGCAACAGCGGUACGGGUGGAUCGGGCGGCACCGGCGGUGGUGCUUCCUCCGGCACGGGCGGCAACAGCGGCAACAGCAACACGACCGGAGGCAACAGCGCAAACAACAACAGCAAUAAUCGUACUAUUUCUUGCAGGUAAACCGGAGCGGUAGAGCCAGCCAGGAGAGGGGAAUGGAACCGUGUCUAGGAGGCGCACAAUCCCAUAACCCACAGCACGGCACACCCGUGAUUGAGGAGCAGUCUCUAUGUUUUUCGCGGAUUCGAUCAGCGCUGGAUUCGAACAACGUGUGCCGGUCAUCAGCCAUCCCUUGUUGCGUCGUGGUCGUGCGCAGGAACGAGCGUUUCCGGGUUGGAUUGGCUUCCAGCGAAUUGUUAAAAAAUCCUUCCCUGUCCACACACACAUACACCGCUUGGGAGUGAUUGUUGCUGCAGACGAACCGAUUACGAUAAGACAUACAAAGUUUACGACCUUGACCCUUUGCAAAGUGAUUAAGUGUAGAAAAUGGGAAAAAUUCAGCAGGUGUAAUAAUAAUAAAAAAAACCACAUACACAGUUGUCAA
Molecule: messenger RNA, 2217 nt
Organism: Anopheles arabiensis
Lineage: Eukaryota; Metazoa; Arthropoda; Insecta; Diptera; Culicidae
Gene: Pop2
Product: CCR4-NOT transcription complex subunit 7
Exons: 5
Coding region: 714-1796 (360 amino acids)
Cellular component (GO): CCR4-NOT core complex; P-body; CCR4-NOT complex
Molecular function (GO): nucleic acid binding; poly(A)-specific ribonuclease activity
Source: RefSeq, a predicted model, not a curated record